Elgaria multicarinata webbii is the source of this 3094-nucleotide messenger RNA. RefSeq names its product armadillo repeat containing 2 (gene ARMC2). Gene Ontology annotation, biological process: sperm axoneme assembly; cilium organization. The transcript is spliced from 18 exons. Gene Ontology annotation, molecular function: protein binding. The coding region runs from base 315 to 2840 and encodes 841 amino acids. The record is from RefSeq and is a predicted model, not a curated record. NCBI's taxonomy places the organism in Eukaryota, Metazoa, Chordata, Lepidosauria, Squamata, Anguidae.
UUUUUGGCUGUAGUCUCAGUUUAUAUUUUCGAAUGGAAAGCAACACGGUUUGGUUUCUAUUAGAACAAUCCCUAGAUAGCACAGAUAACUUCUCUUGUUUGUUUUGAUUGCAAAUGUUCUCCCUUUAUCAUUCAGAUCCUGCUGAGAUAUCAUCAUUGUAUUAUUCACCAAAUCUUCUGCUGGUGGUUGUUUUUAUGGUUAUCUAAUGAAGUUUUCUAUGGACUCAGAGAGCUAUUGUGUUUGGACCUGAGAGUGCAUAGCAGUGAAGCGUUUGUGUGUGGAGUGCUUACUGAAAACUACUUUCUAGCAGAAAAAUGCAACCCUCAAAGAAUAAAAAUGUAGAAUAUUCAGAAGCUUUCUAUCGGCCUUCAUUAGCUGUUCAGAAGACCAGUGCUGAGAUCAUAAAUGAUGCACGGAAAGCACUUAGAACAUUAAGAACUCAAAGACCAUUUACACCAAGAGAGGAACAAAGGAAACUCUUUGGAUCUGCCUCUUCAAGAACACCUGAAAAUAGGCCACCGUCUGCUUUUAGCCUCCAUGCUUCCAGCUUUGAAUCAGUUGAAUCAAGACCUGUCUCUUGUGCACGCCUCAGCCCACUGGACCAUAAGCCAAAGCUGCUGUCAUCAACCAUAACUGACGAAGAGCAUCAGAUUUCCUCUGCUAAACCACCAGUGGAUUCAGAGGAGAUCAGAAAAGUCAGCAAUGCUCGUGCACGUUUGUUUAGGACUGCGUCUUAUGGCAAUCUUCUUCCUGAUAAAGUAUUUCUUCCCAACGCGAGUAAGAGGCUGAGUUUUGAAGAACAAGCUACCAUGAAUGAUACUUCAAGGAUAAGUAAUGAAAGUUUUUCACAAAAGCCAACUGAUCACUUGAGCGUUGAUGAGUGUCCCCUAGAUAAAGAACGUCAUAAUAAGACAGCAAGAGAAAAAGUGUAUUCACAAACGAUAGACAUAUCUCAACUCAGCAGUCAAAGUGACCAGCUUAAUAGACAGGACAGUCCUUUAAUAUGUCCAGACAACAUUGAAUGGACCAAGUCUGCAGCUAAGUCAGAAAAUUUGGGAGCAAGUGAGAUAGAAGAGGAAGAAAACUACUGGAAUAUGAAAAUUUUACCAAUUUUACAUGUAUUAGAGACUGAGGACAACAUAGAAAGCCUUUGCCAUGCCUGUACUGUUCUCUAUCAAGCCUUGGAAGAAGGAAAUAUGCUUGGCAAGCGAUGUAAAAGGCGAACGUUGUUUUUGAAGACUUUAUACAAAUUAGUCGACAUUCCUUCAGAUCCCCUUGGUCUGAUACUAGCAAAAAUUAUUCUGGGCCUGAAAGUGAGUGGGAAGAAUCUGCUUAAUGUUUGCAAACUGGUAUUUAAAAUAAGCAGAAAUGAAAAAAAUGAUUCCCUCAUUCAAAAUGACAAAAUAAUGGAUUCUCUGCUUGAAAUUCUGAGAACUGAAGACUUGCAAGCCAACACUGAGGCCUUUCUCUAUUGUAUGGGUGCAAUUAAAUUCAUAUCUGGAAAUGUGAAGCUUAUUAAUGAGAUGGUCAGCAAGGGAACUGUUGAGAUACUGCUGCAACUAAUGAAGCAGAUUAAUGAAAUUAAUGAAAAUGAUGCUCGAUUUUCCAGUUCAGGACACCUUUUAGUCCAGCUCACUGCCACUUUGCGAAACUUGGUUGACUUGCCCCAGUCAAGGUGCAAACUCCUAGACUAUGGAGCAAUUCCAGAGCUUUGUCUCAUGUUGGAGAAACGUAUGAGUGACAAAGAUGUAUGUACCAACGUGGCCAGAAUAUUCAGCAAACUUUCUUCCUUCAACGACUGCUGUACAGCUUUGGCAGAUUGCUCCAGAUGUUACGUCUUAUUUUUAGCCCUGCUAAACAAACACCCAAAGAAGCAGGAUUUAGUCGUCCGUAUCAUUUUCAUUCUUGGCAAUUUAACAGCAAAGAAUAAUCGGGCACGGGAACAAUUUCUUGAGGUGCAAGGAAGCAUUAAUACACUGAUAGUGCUUUUCCAAACUCAUUGUGAAGCUGACUCUAAUAGUAAACUGUGGAAAGAUGAUGGUGAAUUAAAAAAUCUCAAGCAUCCUUCUGAAGGAGAAGAUGUCCUCAUCAAACUCAUAAGAGUGAUUGCCAAUUUGUCCAUUCAUCCUAGUGUAGGUGCAAGUCUAGCAGCUAACCAUCACAUUGUGGCAUUACUUAUUACAGUACUAGAAUACAAAUCAGUCAAGGAAUGUGAGGAGCUGGUUAUUAACACCACAGCAACAAUCAACAAUUUAUCCUUCUACCAAGUGAAGAAUUCCGUAAUCCAGGAAAAGAAAUUAUAUAUUGCAGAGUUGCUUUUAAAACUCUUAAUGAGCAGUAAUAUGGAUGGAAUUCUGGAGGCUAUUCGAGUCUUUGGUAAUCUUUCUCAAUACCAUGAAAUCUGUGACUUCAUUAUACAGCGAAAGGUGUACAAGUUCAUGAUUGCUUUGCUCGAUGCCAAACACCAAGAUGUCUGCUUUUCGGCCUGUGGAGUUCUUCUCAACCUUACUGUGGAUAAAAGUAGGCGUAGUAUCCUGAAUGAAGGAGGAGGAAUUAAAAAGUUAAUCGAUUGUUUGAGAGACUUUGGGCCUACAGACUGGCAACUGGCUUGUUUGAUAUGCAAAACUUUGUGGAACUACAGUGAGAAUGUUACAAGUGCUGAACCCUGCUUUGAAGAGGAUGAUUCGAAUACCCUGGUGGUUGUCCUUGCAUCGUUUUUAGAUGAAGAAUUAGCUCUGGAUUACAAUUUUGACAGUGAUUUGAGAGAUUAUCACAAACUUUAUUGGGAAACAGAUUUCAAACCAGUGGCACAGAAGCUUCUUCAGAGAAUUCAGAAUUAAACCUCUUUCCUUGAACAUUUCACUUAUUACUUCACUUUAAGGUGGGUGUUAAGCAUAUCCGUAUAAAGACACUUCAGUGGCUGUUUAUGCAAACGGUUUGUCAUCAAAGCUUUUUAUAACAUGCUGUUUCCAUGGGAAAUGACUUUAAAGUAUAUUAUUCUUGUAUGUAGCUUGUACAUUCAUUGUAGAAUACCUUUUCUUAGAUUUCCAGUAUCAUUUAGGGUUAUAAAAAUAAACCAGCUACAGCAUCUGGA